CAACUAGAAACCACACACCAGAAGGGACCAUAACCCAUUCGUGUAUACCGAGGAGAUGCAAAGCAACACAGGGACGUUGGAGGCAGAGACAGCCCAGGACUACACAAUCAACCUUCCUGAGAGUGAGAGUAUAAGCCAGCUGCACCACCUGGGUGCCUGGGUUUUGCCCUCCCAGCAGCAGAAGAAUCUGCUGCUCUUCCUGAAGGGACAGCCACAGGUCCUAGGGGUGGCUCAGAUCCUCAUUGGACUAAUAAUGCUGUGCCUGGGUGUGACAAUCAGUCCUUUUCCUCCAUUUGAGUACAGACUUCAUUACAUGGCCACUAAAACAGGCUAUCACAUAUGGGGAUCCUUCUCUUUCCUCACAUCUGGAGCACUGUCUAUUGCUGCGGGAAGAAAAGUAACCAGGUGUCUGAUCCAAUGCAGCCUGGGAUUGAAUACAGUCAGUGCUAUUGUAGCAGUGUUUGGCACAAUUAUGAUAAUUUUUGAAGAAAUAUUCAUAUAUGGAAAUGUGAUAUGGAGGUCUUCCUAUGGAAGUUUAUUUACAGGAAUGCUGACUGGAAUGGUGUUCCUCUCUCUGGCAGAAGGCUGCAUCGCUUUGUCUCUCUGUAUCUAUGCAUGCAAGGUGGCCUGUUCUGUCAACAAGGUGGUGGUUUUCUUACCGAAUAAUGACAACAACCCCUCAGUAGUCUCUCCUGAACAUGUGUAUGAUGAGGUCACAUUUUAGUAGAUCAUGGUGGUUUGGCAUUUCCAAUCAGUUUGACCUAUUAAUUCUCCCUUGUUUGGCUCUUUACCACAUACAACCAAGACUGUGAGAAUACACCUGCCUGACUGUCCUUAAGUUUAUAUACCUGGGAUCCAUCUGUGGGUGGAAACACAGUAUAAUAAAGAUUUAUUUUAUUUGCUGAU
Messenger RNA from Lutra lutra (Eurasian river otter), 906 nucleotides. Its product is annotated as membrane-spanning 4-domains subfamily A member 4A-like. Lineage: Eukaryota; Metazoa; Chordata; Mammalia; Carnivora; Mustelidae. The coding region runs from base 56 to 724 and encodes 222 amino acids. The transcript is spliced from 7 exons. Gene Ontology annotation, cellular component: membrane; Golgi apparatus. The record is from RefSeq and is a predicted model, not a curated record.